Schizophyllum commune H4-8 is the source of this 1393-nucleotide messenger RNA. RefSeq names its product NAD(P)-binding protein. The record is from RefSeq and is a predicted model, not a curated record. The coding region runs from base 174 to 1073 and encodes 299 amino acids. Lineage: Eukaryota; Fungi; Basidiomycota; Agaricomycetes; Agaricales; Schizophyllaceae. The transcript is spliced from 4 exons.
UAUUGUAAGGUGUCCUUCUCUCGGGCAGAAGCCACCCCCGUAGCCAUCAUAUAUAGAGCCGCCGUGCCCCUGCUUCUCUUUCCCCCCUUCCAUGUACCCCCUGGCCCCUCAUACCACUCUCUCUUGCCUUUUCACCCCUUGACCAGGCUUUUCAAAGCAUAAUUUCUUUCAAAAUGGCGGCUCCUCCAUCUGACCUGCGUGCCUCCGCCCUCUUCGACAUGACGGAUCGUGUCGCGCUCGUAACAGGCGGCGGCACGGGUAUCGGGCUCAUGAUCGCGCAGGGGCUAGCCGCGAACGGUGCGAAGGUAUACAUCGGCGGGCGCCGGAAGGCUGUCGUGGAGAAGAGCGCUCAAGAGUUCAGAGGGAGAGGAAAGCUGAUUCCCCUCCUCCUCGACGUUACCGACAAAUCCAGCAUCAUCGCUGCCAAAGACCUCAUUGCGUCCACCGACAGCUACCUCGACGUCCUCGUCAACAACGCCGGCCACUCCGGCCCCUUUUCGACCUGGAUGAGCGACGAUGACGAUCCCAGAAAUCACGCCGCGGAGGCCUUCGGCGUGGGCCUGUUCGCCGAGCCUCAGGACGAGUGGAUGGCGCACUUCAAGCUCAACGCGUACUCGUCGUUCUUCAUGACCAGUGCAUUCGUUGGGCUGCUAGAAAAGGGGUCAGAGCGGCACGGCGCGUGGACGGCGAGCGCGAUCACGAUAACAAGCAUGUGCGGGAGCAGCAAGCUGGCGCAGAGUCAUUACGCGUACAACGCCGGCAAGGCCGCCGCGACGCACAUCGCCCGCAUGUUUGCCACCGAGCUCGCGCGUCGCAGCAUCCCCGUGCGCGUGAACUCGCUCGCUCCGGGCGUCUUCAUGUCCGAGUUGACGCAGAGCAGGCUAGAGAAGGGGUUGGACAGCAUGAUCAUGAAGCAGCUUGGGUUGCACCCGAUACCGGCGGGGCGGAUUGGAAGCGACGUCGAGAUGGUGGGCACCGCGCUGUGGAUGGUUUCUGCAGCCGGGUGCUACCUGAAUGGACAGGAAAUCCUCAUUGACGGAGGACACGCGACGUUGAAUCCAUCGAGGUUGUAGACCAUGCAACUUUACCAUGCCAUCGCCUCUUUCCAUCAUCGUCGUACGGAUUCAAGCGGAAGUUGAACAUGGCACGGGAAAUGCCGGUCCUGCACGUGCCAGCCCACAGUCGCCUACACAGCUCAGUACACAUGGGCAGAUGGUGGCGACUGCUUGUAUAUAUUCACAUCUUCACAUCUUCUGACAUUGUUUGAGAUGCUUAUACUGAUGAAUCCACGAAUUCUGCUGUAGAUAUAUGUAUAUGCGUGAAAUAUGCUCUAAGAUCCAAUAGCAUCCUGUCCGAUCUAGGUGCGCACCCGCGAGGGACCCGCAAUUGCAUU